AUACUACCUUAAUUACAAAGAAAAGCUGAAUAGCCAGUCCAGGCUCCAUAAACUGGUGAAAGGGCACAAGCUUAGAAAAAGAGCCAUCAAUCGUGAUGAAGCAGCAGCAGCAGCAGCAGCAGAAGCUGUUUCUCAUCGCGACCUUCAUUUUCUUCCUGUCUUCCCCAACCUUUACCGAUGGUGCCGGAAUUUUAUCACGCAUUUUUGACCGCACGAUCACGGCUUCCGGCAACAACCACCUCAGCAGUGGCAACAGCAGCAGCAAAUACUUGACCAGAGAUGCUCUCUGGUUCAACCAAACUCUCGAUCACUUCUCCCCUUAUGAUCACCGGCAAUUCAGACAGCGUUACUAUGAGUUCCUAGACCAUUUUCGGGCUCCCGACGGGCCAAUUUUCUUGAAAAUCUGCGGUGAAUCGGAAUGCGGAGGGAUAUCCAAUGAUUACCUCGCUGUUUUGGCAAAGAAAUUCGAAGCUGCAGUGGUGUCUCCUGAGCAUCGUUACUAUGGGAAGAGUUCCCCUUUCAAAUCUUUGACCACUGAGAAUCUGAGGUUUCUUUCUUCAAAGCAGGCACUUUUUGAUUUAGCUGUUUUCCGUGAUUAUUAUCAGAAAUCCUUGAAUGCCAGGUUCAAUAGGACCGCAGCUGAUAAUCCAUGGUUUGUCUUUGGUGCUUCGUAUUCUGGAGCUCUUAGUGCCUGGUUUCGUCUGAAGUUUCCUCACUUGACUUGUGGAAGUCUUGCCAGCUCUGGUGUUGUUCUUGCUGUUUACAACUUCACUGAAUUUGAUCAGCAGAUUGGUGAGUCUGCUGGUCCUGAAUGCAAGUCUGUGUUACAAGAAAUUACUCAUCUAGUUGAGGAAAGGCUUGCAUCUAAUGCCAAUGAGUUAAAAUCAUUGUUUGGUGCUCUGGAGCUAAAAAUAGAUGGAGAUUUCAUGUACUUUCUGGCAGAUGCUGCAGCUAUAGCGUUUCAGUAUGGAAAUCCAGAUAAACUAUGUACCCCUCUCAUUGAAGCAAAAAAGGCUGGGGAGGAUUUAGUGAAUGCAUAUGCCAUAUAUGUGAAAGAGUAUUAUGUCAAGAGCUUUGGUGCCAAUGUUGAAACAUAUAACCAGCAACAUCUGAAGAAUACUGCUGUGAAUGAUGACUCAGCUGAUCGCUUAUGGUGGUUCCAAGUCUGCACCGAAGUAGCAUACUUUCAGGUGGCCCCAUCAAAUGAUAGUAUUCGAUCUUCGAAGGUUGAUACAAGAUACCAUUUGGACCUUUGCAAAAAUGUCUUUGGAGAGGGCAUCUACCCUGAUGUUGAUGCAACCAAUUUAUACUAUGGGGGUACUGAUAUUGCUGGUUCAAAAAUAGUUUUUUCUAAUGGAUCACAGGAUCCUUGGCGGCAUGCUUCCAAACAAACUUCUUCUCCAGAGAUGCCUUCAUAUAUUAUCUCUUGUCAUAAUUGUGGACAUGGAACUGAUCUGCGGGGUUGCCCUCAGUCUCCUUUAGUCAUUGAAGGUGAUGCCAGCAAUUGCAGCUCCCCUGAUGCUGUUCACAAGGUCCGGCAGCAGAUCAUAGAGCACAUAGAUUUAUGGCUGUCUCAGUGUCGGUCUUCAGAUGAUGUAUAAUUUGCUUAGCCAUUGAUCCUGCCAUCUGUACGAGUAAUUGUAGUGUCCAGGCUAAAUAAGAGAACCAACUCUUACUGAAGCCGCACAUUUCCUUGUGGAAAUGUGCGGAGGUAGAUAUGAAUGAAAACUGAGACGAUGAUCGCACUGCUUAUUUACUACUUUCUCGGAGUCAGUUUGCUGAGCUAAGGGGCUGAGGAGAUGAGACAAGCCGUUGUAACCAGCAGAAGGGAAAACAACAUUAAAAGCAAAAAGGAAAGAGGAGCAAAUUAUGAACUUCCAAAGUAAGACAAUGCCAGCCAAAUUACUGAAAAGUAAGAUGCUGUAAAAGGGUGAAAAAUGUUGGUAGUUGUGAUGCUUGAAUAGUGUCAAAAAUUUCAAGCGCUUUAUAAUGGAAAUUCCUUCUCUUCAAGUUCCUUCGUUAAA
Molecule: messenger RNA, 2024 nt
Organism: Coffea arabica (coffee)
Lineage: Eukaryota; Viridiplantae; Streptophyta; Magnoliopsida; Gentianales; Rubiaceae
Source: RefSeq, a predicted model, not a curated record